AUGUUCACCUACCGCCAGAAACUGAUGAUCCUGCUGGCCCAGCUGCUGCUGGGCAUCCAGAGCUAUCCGCUGGGCGACGACGAUCUCUCCUCCAGCGUGGUCCACUCGGCGGGUCUCCUGGGUCACUAUGCCGGCGGUUUGACGGGCGGCGAGGCGCUGUCCAAGCUGGACUUCAGCUCGGCCUCCCACGAAUUCGGGGGCGAUCACGAUCAUCAUGAGCAGGACACACUGGGCUCCCUGGGCGAUCAUCUGGGCGAGGAGAGCUUCCCGGCGGACUACGGCAGCAGCGAUGCCGGCGAGGAGUACGCCGAGGCCAGUGAGCUGCACUCGCACUACGAGGAUCACCAGGAUCACGGGGAUCACGAGGACCACAAGGCGGUGCCCGGCAUCGAUCACGGCAAGGGAGCCUUCAGCUACAGCACCCUGUACGAGUUCAAGGACCGCGACGAGCACGAGCUGCACCACCUGCAGCACCAGGCCCUCGAGCAGCAGGUGGAGCUCGAGCACCAGGCGGAGCAACAGCACCACCUGGAGCACCACCAGCUGGAGCAUCUCUACUAA
This is a messenger RNA of Drosophila takahashii, 561 nucleotides long. RefSeq lists its product as uncharacterized. The record is from RefSeq and is a predicted model, not a curated record. NCBI's taxonomy places the organism in Eukaryota, Metazoa, Arthropoda, Insecta, Diptera, Drosophilidae.